Messenger RNA from Merops nubicus (carmine bee-eater), 1182 nucleotides. RefSeq names its product major facilitator superfamily domain containing 1 (gene MFSD1). Gene Ontology annotation, cellular component: lysosome. NCBI's taxonomy places the organism in Eukaryota, Metazoa, Chordata, Aves, Coraciiformes, Meropidae. The record is from RefSeq and is a predicted model, not a curated record. Bases 1 to 1182 code for a protein of 393 amino acids. Gene Ontology annotation, biological process: transmembrane transport. The transcript has 13 exons. Gene Ontology annotation, molecular function: transmembrane transporter activity.
AUGAAGGUGAACACGGCGCAGUUCAUGGCGCUCUAUGCCUGGUAUUCCUGGCCCAACGUGGUUCUUUGCUUCUUUGGAGGUUUUCUGAUAGACAGAGUUUUUGGGAUACGGUUGGGCACGAUAAUAUUUAGUGUCUUUGUUUGUAUCGGGCAGGUAAUUUUUGCUUUGGGAGCACUACUUAAUACUUUCUGGCUGAUGGAUGUGGGCAGAUUUGUCUUUGGAAUAGGUGGAGAGUCCUUAGCAGUGGCCCAAAACACCUAUGCAGUCAGCUGGUUUAAAGGCAAGGAGUUAAAUCUCGUGUUUGGAUUACAGCUGAGCAUGGCCAGAAUUGGGAGCACAGUGAACAUGAAUAUCAUGGGAUGGGUGUACUCUCGAGUUCAAGACCUUCUCGGUUAUACUGGUCCCAGUACUCUUGGGUUAACGCUCAUGAUAGGGGGUGUCACUUGUCUCUUCUCACUGUCCUGUGCAUUGAUGCUUGCUUACUUGGACAGGAGGGCAGAGAAGCUGCUGUCUAAAGAGCAAGGGAAGACGGGUGAAGUGAUUAAGCUAACGGAUGUGAAGGACUUCUCUUUGUCCUUGUGGCUGAUCUUUGUGAUCUGUGUCUGUUACUAUGCAGCAAUUUUUCCUUUCAUUGGACUUGGAAAGGUUUUCUUUAUUGAGAAGUUCAACUUCUCCUCUCAAGAAGCAAGUGCAAUUAACAGUAUUGUGUAUAUCAUAUCAGCACCCAUGUCCCCCAUCUUCGGAUUCCUGGUAGAUAAACUUGGAAAGAACAUCAUCUGGGUUUUAUGUGCUGUAAUCACUACACUUGCUUCUCACAUUAUGUUGGCUUUCACCUUCUGGAACCCCUGGAUAGCAAUGUGUCUGCUUGGAGUGGCCUACUCAUUGCUUGCCUGUGCCCUGUGGCCCAUGGUGGCCUUUGUUGUUCCAGAUCACCAGCUGGGAACUGCUUAUGGCUUUAUGCAGUCCAUCCAGAACCUGGGCCUGGCAGUUAUUGCUAUAGCUGCUGGGAUGAUCCUGGACACAAGAGGAUACUUGUUUCUUGAAGUCUUCUUCAGUGCUUGUGUUUGCUUGUCACUAAUAGCUGUAGUCAUGCUGUAUUUUGUAAAUCACCUCACAGGUGGUGAUCUCAACUGGUCUGCAAAGAAAAGGGAAAAAAUGCAAAAAGUAGCUGCAACUGAGUAA